Molecule: messenger RNA, 3421 nt
Organism: Sinocyclocheilus rhinocerous
Lineage: Eukaryota; Metazoa; Chordata; Actinopteri; Cypriniformes; Cyprinidae
Exons: 7
Coding region: 548-2848 (766 amino acids)
Biological process (GO): genomic imprinting
Molecular function (GO): zinc ion binding; nucleic acid binding
Source: RefSeq, a predicted model, not a curated record
AUAUUUGCCAUGAAUGUUAUGCUUUUAAAGGCUAUUUCUUUCUUAGUGCCCUCUCUGUCUCUCUCUUUAAAUGUACUGAGCAAUUUCUAAUAUACUGUAGCAGAUAUAACCAAUAAUUAUGACUUUAGGUAUUAUUUUUAAUGACAUUUGCUUGCUUGCUUUAUAAUUUGUUAUAUGUGUGUGUGUCAGGUUUAGCAUGACUGUGGGAACUAUUGAAGAAAUUCAUAGUUUGCAACAUUUAUGAUGUUACCAUCAAGGUAUGCAAUCUGAAUUUUCUAUAAAGGUUAUUUGGAGUUUGCAGCCCCAUUGAUUAAAUUCCGCCUCGGACUUUACUAGUGGGCAGAUUCCCGCGCUUCACUCUUACGUCACUCCACGAGCAGACCUGAGCUAAAUACGGAUACCGAUGGGAUCUAAGUGGAAUAACAUCUAUAAUCAGAUGCGACUUUUAACUUACCACACGUGGCUGUAGUGUACACAUCUACGCGGUGAUGUAACACGGAAACAUUUAGUCAUCCUCUCCUCCAUGUAGUUGUUUAUAGACAGCACCAUGCCAUUGGAGGAGGGACCACAAUCCUCUGCUAAAAAUGCAGAGAGGCGUCCAGCUGACAUGUCCGGCAGGACUAGUAGAGGAGAAGAGCCUGUUGCUGGUCCUUCCAGCUCCCAAAGACAGGGUUACUGCAGCUGCUGUCAAGUUCUGUACAAUAGUGUGGAACAGCACAUCUUGAGUGCCCAACAUAGAGAAGUUGUACGAGCUGCUAGAGCUAAUGUUUCUUCUGGAAGUAUGUUAGAGAGAUUCCUCCAGGAUGUGCUUCAGCAUCAUCCUCAUCAAUACAGUGAUACACGGUAUUCUACCCACAUUAGAUUUCUUAUAACCAAUAGGGAUAAAGAGGGGAGCGACUCCAUUACAGCUUCCCGGGCCCCACCAGCUGCAAAGUGCAUUACCUCGAAGGACCAGCCUGCAACCUUUCAAUCAGUGGCUGAAGAGUCCACAAUGUGGAUUUCAGCACUGCCACCUUGGAAAGGCCCCCAUAGGGAACAGACAUUCAGUCAUCUAUCUGACCAGAUUCGAGAUGUGAUAGAGGAGGUUAUUGAAAAAUACUGUUAUGUCGAUCAGCGGGAGGAUGAUGGUAGCUUCAUUCUGAGUCCUCAGUCUAUGAGUGAAUCCAAAGGCAGUGAAGAAUGGGACAAUGCAAUACAGAUGGCUCUGGGAAAGGCAAAGGGUGAAGAAAAAAAUUUAGCCGAGUUACUGGAAGUGCAUAUAAACCUUGAAGACCAAGGAUACCAGACUCAGCUGGACACAGCCCUAAACACUGUGGGAACACCUGAGGAAAACAAGGAGAGUUCUGCUGAUAAGGUGUUUCUCGAUCUUCCCCACAUACCACAGUCUUUUGUUGGCAAAACAUUGACACAGGUGAUGUUUGAAGAUGACAUGAAGAUAGACUCCAUAGUGAAAGAGUUCCAACAAGGCCAAUUCCGUUGCUAUUUUGACAGUGAAUCAUUAGCUAGGUUUGGGAAGCACAUUAAGAAAAGGAGAAAGAAAAAGAAUCAGGACAAAAAAGAGAAGGCAGAUAAUGCUGGGUGGGAGCCUACAGACAUCUUGCCACUCAUGGAUCAAAAUGAAGAAGACCCCAAACAUUCCGCUAUUUUGUUGAAGAAAUCUAGGCAUAAAAUUUACAGACUUGCAUCACGUUGCCAAGUGGUAAAGGUAAGCCACAGUACACAGACCAUCCCUCUUAGUUGCCCUGUGGUGCGGCGAAAAUCAUCACAAGAAACAUUCCCCUCCACACACAGUGAAGAGCCCCAGCAAUGCCCUAGCCCUGAAAGGACCCCUGACAUGAAGACCAGACUCUGUGCUUUGAAGCUUCCAGCUUCUUACUGCAAGAUAAUGAGUCCUCUACAGCCCAAAACUGUGGUCUUUGUGCUUUCUUCCCCAGAUGGGGGUCAAGGAUUCUCCAAGCCCACCCCUAUUAAAAAAGCAGGGAGGAAACGGAAGCCAUGUGAUAGCGAUGUUGGCCUGAAGUACAAAUACAAAAAGACACCUCUUAAGUUCUACGACCCUUUGACCAAUAGGAUCUUAAAGAGUCCACCAAAAGGCAUGUCUUUAUCCUGUAAUUCCAAAUCUCUUUCACAUGUCCGACAGCUAUUCCGUAGCCUUAGUCCGGAUAUUAAUAAGAAGAGGCAGGGCCUGGAGCUGGGGCAGUCAUCAGGAGGUUCUCGGAAGGGCCGUGGUAGGAGCAGCAUGGUUGAUCUGUGUACCUCCACCUCAGACUCUAUUCUGGAUAGCGGUGGCCCCUCAGAACCUGGUUCUUCUUUGUCUAGCAGCCAAAGAGCCUUAUUCACCCGCUCCUCUAUCUCAAGUAGCACUUGUUUCCUCCUCGGACAUCUCACGCCAUCUACCCAUGUGGAUGAUUCUUCCAAAGCACUUUCUCACUCUUGUGCGGGUAGUUCCUAUAAGGUUGGAGGACUGGAACAAGAGGAACACCGCCAACAAACACCAGUUGACCAAACACCAAUCAGACGUAGCUCACGGAGGGCUGGACCUUUGACUCCAGCCAGGCGACCACCAGUACCCCCUUACAGGACCAAGAGGAAGUCACCCAAACCACAGCGCAAAGCAAAAUCACAAGGCAAUCUCCAGCAAACUGUUAGCUCCCGUAUAUCUGCAGAAUGUAGGACAUCUCCCAGAAACAAGAGCCUUGCUAGGACCUCACUCAGAUCAUCGGCUUCCUCUAAACUGGCAAUUCAGCCGGUUAUUACAUCCUCUUCUAAACAAAUAAAUAGAAUGCUCAGUGCCAGUCAGCAGAAGAGAGUGAGGGGGAGGACGGCCACUGUGCAUAUAGCAGACUGAACGUUAUCAGACACCAGCCAUGAGCAUAAGCUGUCUUCUGUUCUUCAAAUGCUGUAUAGUUUUGCACAGUUGAAUUUCAGCUGACUGUUUCUAGUUGAAGUUCUUUUUUGUCUGUAUAUGUUUGUUUAUUUGUCAAAUGCAUUUUUUUUUACUUGUAAUGAGUAUAUUUUUUAAGUUUAUAAUGGGUAUUUAUCUCAUAGGUUGAUGGUUGUAAAUUAAAUUUAUAAUGAAUAGUUUUGUCCUUGAUAAUACAUCAAGAGCAUGUUUUUCACAAUGGGUUUUGGCACUCUAUUAAAUUGUCUUUAAAAAAUAGCAAACCAACAAAUGCAAAAAAUGCUUAAGUCAGCAAUACACAGCCUACACAAAGAGCAAAUGUGCUCUUUGGGAAUCAGCCAUUCAUUCUCUCUCACAAACACACAAUACAAAUGCCUUAAUAGGCUUUUUACACUAUGUAGUUUAAGUGUGGAUUAAUGUUUGCUCCCACUGCAGAGAUAAAGGUAAAUCUUUUUAUGUGCAUAUAUUAUUGCACUAACACUUUGCCUAAUGGUUGUUGAGAUCAACGCAUUUAAGAAG